AUGGCGUUGAAGCUAGACAUGAGCAAAGCGUACGAUAGGGUGGAGUGGAAUUUUAUUGAGAGUAUGAUGCUGAAACUUGGUUUUGAUGUGAAUUUUGUGGCUCUCAUAAUGCGCUGUUUAUCUUCGGUGUCAUACUCUUUGCUGGUCAAUGGUUUCCCCUCAGACAGAUUUGUUCCUACUAGAGGUCUUCGCCAAGGGGAUCCAAUUUCCCCUUUCUUGUUCCUAAUUUGUGCAGAGGGAUUCUCCGCCCUUCUUCGCAAUGCUGAGAGUCGGAAAUAUGAUAGCCUCUUAUUCACAAGAGCAAGUGAGGCCGAUGUAGAGGCGAUUCUUGAUAUCCUUUCCACUUAUGAGCUUGCCUCGGGUCAAAAAUUAAAUCUUGAAAAAUCGGAGGUGUCUUUCAGUCGUAAUGUUAGUGCUAAUUCGCAAGAAAUUCUUCAGUCGAAGUUGAACUUUACGAGGGUUGAAGGACAUGAUAAGUACCUUGGUCUCCCUACUUAUAUAGGUAGGUCCAAGAAAAUCGUUUUUCAGACUAUUCAAGACCGAGUUUGGAAGAAGGUAAAAGGGUGGAAGGAGAGAUUCCUAUCUAGAGCCGGAAGGGAAGUGCCACUAAAAUCUGUCGCUCAAGCUAUACCUACCUACGCAAUGCAAUGUUUCAAGCUCCCGGAAUCAGUCAUCGGUAAUAUCACUUCCUUAUGCAGGAAUUUUUGGUGGGGUCAGAAGGGUAGUGAACGCAAGCUGGCACUUAUUUCUUGGGAGAAACUAUGUAAAUCGAAGAGGGAGGGUGGAAUUGGGUUCAGAGAUCUCAGAGCUUUCAAUUGUGCUCUCUUAGCCAGACAGUUCUGGAGAAUUGCUACUAACCCGAACUCUCUGGCUGGAAGAAUUCUCAAGGGUAAAUACUUUCAACGCUCUACAAUUUGGGAUGCAAAAGUUCCCCCAAAUGCGAGCUACACAUGGCGUUCUAUCAUCUCCGCUAGAGACUUGGUUGUAGAAGGUUCGAGUUGGCUCAUUGGAAAUGGGAAAAGCGUCCGUCUUUGGGGCGACAAAUGGAUCCCUAAGCUCCCUGGAAACAGAAUUUCUUGCCCCCCACCUCAACCUGAGUUGCGCAAUGCCACUGUUGAUGGCUGGAUUGACCCUAUUCACCGUAAUUGGAGAGUUCAGGAACUCAGAAAUGCUCUAUCUGAAAUAGAAGUUGCAGCUAUCACAAAGAUCAGAAUCCCAAAUCACGAGCAGGAAGAUGUUCUGCAAUGGAAGCAUACGAAGAAUGGUGAGUUUAAUGUUCUGUCUGCUCGUGGAGUAAACGUGGACAGAGUCUGCCCCCGUUGUGGUGAAGUAUCUGAAACAACCCUUCACCUUUUCCUUGAUUGUGCUGAAAGCAAAAUUUUGUGGCGUAUAUCCCCUGCCAGAAUUGACACCUGUAUGCCUCGGUUCUUAACUCUCUAUGACUGGUGCCUUGACACAAUUGAGAAAUGCAAAUUGCCUCGCAGCUGGGAAAUCAUAAUGUUGUUUGUAUGGAAAAUCUGGGAGUUAAGAAACUUAUGGGUUUUCGAGAAGAAAAAGAUUGAUCUGCCAGCUGCCUGUAUGAAAACUCUAGCUCUGCUUGGAGAAUUUGAGGGCUGCCUCUAUGCAUAUUGUAACAAAGUAGCACACCUCAUAGCUAAGUCCUCUAUGGACCACAAUGAACUUAGUGUGCUGAUGGAGGACUGCUCCUCUGAGAUUUGGCCUGCUGUACUUGACGAUAAGGCAGCCAUCUAA
Molecule: messenger RNA, 1752 nt
Organism: Chenopodium quinoa (quinoa)
Lineage: Eukaryota; Viridiplantae; Streptophyta; Magnoliopsida; Caryophyllales; Amaranthaceae
Exons: 3
Coding region: 1-1752 (583 amino acids)
Source: RefSeq, a predicted model, not a curated record